AUGCUGUCAGUGCAGCGAGUUACUUCAAAGGCUUUUGGCGCCUUCGAGGGUAUUCGGACCUUUUACUUCCCCAGGAAGCACUGGUUUCCCUGGCGUGUGCGCUUGGUCCGGCAGCGCCAGGCCGCAGUACGUGCCAAGCGACACCUGUGGCCCAGACGUAGCGAUUCCAAAGAGGAACCCAUCUUUGGAGACAAAGAUCAGGAUGUCCUCGCGUUCACGGAGAAGGAGAUUCGUAUCAGCUUUAAGAAGUUGGUGCACUACGCCAGACUGAUGAAAAGGAAGCAGAUCCAGGAUGCGUACGAGUGGGUAGAUUCGCUUGCGCGGAUGAAGUCGGAACCCAUCCUGAAGCUCCUGGAGAAGGCCAUGGAGGAAUGUCGUGACAGGCGGGGUUGGGAUCUGGCGCGGACCUACAUCUACGAUCCCCAGCCCGGCUUUGGGUUCUACGUGAAGAACCUGCGGAAACACAGCCGUGGGCGCUACGGCAUCAUGAAGAGCCCCAGGAACCGCUUCACCAUUCGUGUACGACAGUACACCUUGGAGGAGUGGUUUCAUCGCAUUUACAUCUACAACAAGGUGCCACGGAGUAUGUCCUCGGACAUGCGCUUGGCUCUGCAACAGAAACGCGUGAGUCCGCAGAUGCAAAAGGAGUGGUCGCCUUAUCUCUGCGCGUCCAGUCGCAUGUUCCACCGCAAGGAGCUGAAGUGGCUUGACAACACCAGGCAGUUCGACUACUACAAGGUUAGACGUGAGUGGAUCGAUAGGUACAAGGCCAACCUCCUGCGCGCCUCCACAGAAGCUCGUGAAGCGCGCGGCCUACCGCAGCUGGCCAUGCUGGACAUUGCGCGCAACGUCCCAGUGGAUCAGUUGAUUCGUGGCAAGUACCAGGACAAUCUGGAAUUCUUGCAGUGGCUGAAGUGCUACUGGGAGAAGGAGGGUGGUGCCGGGCACCGCCAGUAUGAUGCGGUGGCCGUGCGCGCGGACAAGACUCUGCCCCCUUGGGCCAAGCCCUUGAAUAUUUUCGCAUCGAGAGGCUUUGAGAAGGAGAAUCAGAAGCCGUGUAUUGUCAAGGACGAGGUGAGACCGGUACGACGGGCGCCGGUGCCGCAUGAGAGGACGGUGACGGCGGUACCCGCAGCGGUCUUCAAAACCUUGCCUUCCAAGGCGCGAGUUCGAAGGAACCUGGCAUACCGGCAUCUGAAGGCUGCUGGUUUGAGAACUUUUUUGGAGCGGCCGAGCGUUUGUGCAGAGUUAAACCGGGAAUCUGUGCUGGGAGGCGUGCAAAAAGGGACGGCCAGCUGA
Cladocopium goreaui is the source of this 1299-nucleotide messenger RNA. The record is from the annotation of a GenBank genome assembly. Lineage: Eukaryota; Dinophyceae; Suessiales; Symbiodiniaceae.